AUGGGUGUGUGUUUCUCCGGCAUUAGAGUCACUGGUACCAGCAGCAGCAGCAGACGAAGCAGUCAGACCAACAACAAGGCAUGUAAGAAGCCUGAUUCUAAGUCUCCGAUUCCCGACAAGGACCACGACAAGCCCUCCACCAAGCGGCGCACCGGCUCCAUCCCCUGCGGCAAGCGUACCGAUUUCGGAUACGACAAAGACUUCCACGCCCAAUAUACAAUCGGCAAGUUGCUUGGCCAUGGUCAAUUCGGCUAUACCUACGUUGCCAUCGACAAGUCUAACGGAGAUCGUGUCGCCGUCAAGAGGCUCGAUAAGACCAAGAUGGUUCUUCCUAUCGCGGUUGAGGAUGUGAAACGAGAGGUUCAGAUUCUUAAAGCUCUUUCAGGCCACGAGAACGUUGUUCAGUUUUACAAUGCCUUUGAUGAUGAUGACUACGUUUAUAUUGUUAUGGAGUUGUGCGAGGGCGGCGAAUUGCUGGAUCGCAUAUUGUCCAAGAAAGAUAGUCGAUACUCUGAAAAAGAUGCAGCGGUUGUCGUAAGGCAGAUGCUUAAAGUCGCUGGAGAAUGUCAUCUACACGGACUUGUACAUAGAGAUAUGAAACCUGAGAAUUUUUUGUUCAAAUCAGCUAAACUGGACUCGCCUCUAAAAGCUACAGAUUUUGGUUUAUCGGAUUUCAUUAAACCGGGGAAAAAGUUCCACGACAUUGUUGGUAGUGCCUAUUAUGUUGCUCCCGAAGUACUGAAGCGCAGAUCAGGGCCUGAAUCAGAUGUGUGGAGCAUUGGUGUGAUUACGUAUAUACUACUUUGUGGACGUCGGCCUUUCUGGGACAGGACAGAAGACGGUAUAUUUAAAGAGGUGUUAAGGAACAAACCUGAAUUCCGUCGGAAACCAUGGUCUACAAUAAGCGACAGCGCCAAAGAUUUUGUUAAAAAGUUACUUGUAAAAGACCCACGAGCACGGCUGACUGCUGCACAAGCCCUGUCACAUGCGUGGGUCAGAGAAGGCGGGAAUGCCACUGAUAUCCCUGUCGACAUUUCAGUUCUCAACAACUUACGGCAGUUUGUGAGAUACAGCCGUCUAAAACAGUUUGCGCUACGGGCGCUUGCUAGCACACUUGACGAGGCAGAGAUUUCAGACCUCAGAGAUCAGUUUGAUGCAAUUGAUGUUGAUAAAAACGGUGUCAUUAGUCUUGAGGAGAUGAGACAAGCACUUGCCAAAGAUCUUCCUUGGAAACUCAAGGAUUCACGAGUUGCUGAGAUCCUUCAAGCGAUUGAUAGCAACACUGAUGGGUUAGUGGACUUCACAGAGUUUGUAGCAGCAGCGUUACAUGUUCAUCAACUGGAGGAACAUGAUUCAGAGAAAUGGCAGCUAAGAUCAAGAGCUGCUUUUGAGAAAUUCGACAUUGACAAAGACGGAUACAUCACGCCUGACGAGCUUCGAAUGCACACGGGGUUAAGAGGGUCGAUAGAUCCACUUCUGGAUGAAGCAGACAUUGACAGAGAUGGGAAAAUAAGCCUUCAUGAGUUCAGGAGACUUCUACGAACAGCGAGUAUAAGUUCACAGAGAGUCCUAAGUCCUGCAGGUCACAGGAAUCCUCCUCGGUAG
Messenger RNA from Microthlaspi erraticum, 1605 nucleotides. NCBI's taxonomy places the organism in Eukaryota, Viridiplantae, Streptophyta, Magnoliopsida, Brassicales, Brassicaceae. The record is from the annotation of a GenBank genome assembly.